AGCCCAAGAGGCUCAUAUGACAUAAAACAGGUAUAAGUAGCUUUCUCAGGAGCCAAUAAAGGACAGCUUGUGCAACCGGAACCAUUAGACGCGGGAGUGCGUAAAAAUACCUCAGCCGGUAGACUAACUGUGUGAACUCAGGGAGAUAUGCACAAGCAACCAAGUUCGGAGACGUGAAGUCGACAGUAGAUUUUACAGCGCACCGCCCACAACCACUAACUCCGCUGGAGUCGGAGCUGCCUUCGUCGGAGUUGUUUGGCGCUCAGAGAGAUAGACUGUGCGUAAAAUCAACCAGCCAGACGCAGCAGCGCCAGUAGUGCCAUGACAUGCAGGAUUCAGCGCGCCAAGUCCGAGAAAUUUUACCAUUUUACCCACACGGAUAUCUUGCACUGCAAUGGUAUUUUUUUCUCCAAACUGAGCGGAAUCUGAGGUAGAGGAUGGUCGGUUGGUCAAUGCCUCUCUGUCAGCUCAGCUGCGCUGAGGAACAAUGCUGAGCAAAUCUCCUGUUGCCACCAGACUGACGGAAAUUCAUUGGAGCUCCACAUUUUAAUCCAGUCCAUAAGUCAUGGAGAGCCUGAGCGAGCUUCAAAACCCCCUACUUGACAAAGCCACAAGACAUGAGCUCCAGAAUGACUACCAGGGGUAUCAGUGUGACUACUCAAACCAGCCAUACCAGGACAGCCUAAUUGAUUACUACUACACUGGAACCAGCAGCAAGCACAAGCCCCCCCAGUUCCUGGAUGCAACCUCUCUCCAUCUAGCUGUGGAGGCUUUUUACAGACCCAACUUCAUCCUGUUCAAGGACAACGUCAGCCUCCACAGCAAGGACUCUAAGAAUGAGAGCUUUGAGACCACUUUCACCGAGUGUAAAGACACUGUUUCAUUUGGAGUUCCGUCAGAAAACACAGUGGACAUCAGUGUGCAGGGAGAGAAGGACCUUAAGAUCCAGACGGUGUCAUACGAGGUGGAGGAGGAGCAGUGUCCUGAGUAUGAGAGUGACAGCUCCAGUGACAGUGAAAGUGAGGACAACUUCAUCGUGCUGCCCCCUCGGGACUACUUGGGCCUGGCCAUCUUUUCCAUGCUCUGCUGCUUCUGGCCACUGGGCAUCAUUGCCUUUUACUACUCUCACAAGACAGGCAAGGCCAUCGCUAAGGGAGACUUCUCCAGAGCGGGAAUGAGCUCCAGAAGAGCCCUGUUUCUGGCCGCCCUGUCCAUUACGGUUGGAGCAGGGAUGUACGUGGGGGUGGUUGUUGCCCUCAUAGCCUACCUGUCCAAGCCUGGACAUGUAUAGCGCUUGGAUCAACUGCUGUGGGGGAAGGGAUCUGUUUCCCUGCAUAAGCCUGUGUGAGGAAGAGAGGAAACGGUGCAGAGAAACAUACCUAAACCAUAAAGAGCAGAGGAUGGAAAUACUCCAUGUGUGGAUGGAGCAUUACUUCAACCACAUAUUGAUCCACACUUACUCUUUAUUUCUGGUAUGCAGCAUUUCCAGCCAAAGGAAAAAUAAAAAAAAAUAAACAGUUGUACAAAAAAACACAACGAUUUAAAAACUGAAUUAAAAGAAAGAUUACCUAUCUCUAUCCUCUUAGGCUUUCACAACAAGUGAAUGUAAAUUUUGGUGAAUAUGUUUAUCCGUCUAUCAGUGUCUCAUCUACCUUGUAAAUAGAUUUAUUGGUAAGCCUUUAGGAAGGUAGGCUUUAUGGAUUUUUUCCCCCCCUUUGGGAAUAAAGCAAAUACUGAUCACAACACGAGAAGCAAGAAGACCACAGAGAAAAGAUAAGAGGUAGGAAGAGUUAAAUAACACAAAUCUGCAAAACAGCAGACAUGGAGGUUAUUUGUGUCUGUUGUGUGCUGUACUUGGUCAA
Cyprinodon variegatus (sheepshead minnow) is the source of this 1862-nucleotide messenger RNA. Its product is annotated as synapse differentiation inducing 1-like. Gene Ontology annotation, cellular component: membrane; intracellular membrane-bounded organelle. The transcript is spliced from 4 exons. NCBI's taxonomy places the organism in Eukaryota, Metazoa, Chordata, Actinopteri, Cyprinodontiformes, Cyprinodontidae. Bases 566 to 1291 code for a protein of 241 amino acids. The record is from RefSeq and is a predicted model, not a curated record.